UUCUAGCAGCCUCAUUUUCACUGGCGUCGUGCGCGUUCGUGGACAUCGGGCUUCCUUCUUUCCAGGGUAUCAAUCAAAUAUGCGGUUAGCAGUACUGGCAGUGCUGGCACUAGCCACCGUAGUGGCUGCAGGCGUCAGGGAAAAACGUCAGGUGCAAUAUCAGCCCGAAGCCGCUCCCCGAGGCAGCGCACCACAGAGCCAGGACCAAUACGCUCAGCAGCAGCAACUGCAGGGCUUCCGCCAGACGGCCCCUCAGCAGCAACAGUACGACCAAUCUGCCUUCCAGCAGCAAGCACCCCGUGGAAGGACCACGGUGCAGUCUUUCGGCGGCGGUCUCGCUCGUCCACAGCAGUCUUCGCAGCAGCAGAGCAGUAACAGCAACAGUCAAAGUGCUGAAGAGGAGGAAGAGGAACAGCCAAAUCCUUUGACCCUCCUUCUGGAGAAGUCCACUUUUACGUGCGGUGGAAAGAGCGACGGCUACUACUCCGAUAACAGCGUCCAGUGUCAGGUGUUCCAUUACUGCGUCGGAGGAGCCAAGCACUCCUGGAUGUGUCCGGAGGGAACGGUCUUCCACCAGGUCCACCUCAACUGCGUCCCCGCCAGCCAGGACAUCUGCCAGCAGGCGGAGAAGUUCUUCUUCGUCAACGACUACCUCCACAAGGAACUGGAAAACCGUGGACCCAACAACACUGUCCUGUACGCCCAACGUUACUACCCCGAUGGUUAUGUGCUGGGCGACCCAUUCACCCUACCAUCUGGAGGACGCAGCCAGCCACAGCCUCAGCAGCAGCAGCAGCAGCAGCACUUCCCUCCACAGGCACAGCCACAGCCUCAAAGUCCCCCAGCCUCAGUACCAUUCAGGCAGCCACAACCUGCACAGAGGAGGCCACAGCCUGCUCAGUUCCAGCCACAGCAGUUCCCUGCUGCUGCCCCACCCCAGUACACUAUCCAGCCCCAGCCCCAACCCCAGCAGGGCACAGGCUUCCGUGGUGCUGCCCCUUCCGCUGGCCAAUCGGGACGUAACGCCGGCGGAGCCUCUCCUUUCUCCUUCCCACCCACCCGCACCUACACCAUCCCCGCUCCCGGUGCAGCAGCUCCCGCUGCUCGUGCUCCAGAAGCCAACCCAGCGUACAUUUACCGCCAAGCUGCACCUUCCCAAGGCCAGCACAGCUCAGUCAAGUACGACGACGACUAUUAGGCAUCCUCAUUAACUACGAUAGUUCUCCUCAUCAUCCCUGUUCAUCUCCUGCUCAUCGUCGUCUCAUCACUUGUAAUGAUUCAUCGAACGAUCAACUGCAGUAACGUCAUAUUGAGUCAGACAGCAGCAGACAGUCCCUAUUUGGUCCUUGUGCGAGGUACCCUGUACCCCCAGACAGUGGC
Ornithodoros turicata is the source of this 1380-nucleotide messenger RNA. RefSeq names its product transcription factor SPT20 homolog. The coding region runs from base 80 to 1198 and encodes 372 amino acids. The record is from RefSeq and is a predicted model, not a curated record. The transcript has 6 exons. Gene Ontology annotation, cellular component: extracellular region. Gene Ontology annotation, molecular function: chitin binding. Lineage: Eukaryota; Metazoa; Arthropoda; Arachnida; Ixodida; Argasidae.